Molecule: messenger RNA, 1428 nt
Organism: Fraxinus pennsylvanica
Lineage: Eukaryota; Viridiplantae; Streptophyta; Magnoliopsida; Lamiales; Oleaceae
Source: the annotation of a GenBank genome assembly
AUGGUGGAUUCAAAAUAUGCGUGGCUCCCAUCCAACCUCCAGCCCGAUGAUGCAAAUCCGGAUUGGAUGAACAAAGGUGACAAUGCAUGGCAGCUCACAGCCGCGACGCUCGUGGGCCUCCAAAGCGUACCCGGGCUAGUCAUUUUGUACGGUAGCAUCGUCAAGAAAAAAUGGGCAGUGAAUUCGGCCUUCAUGGCUCUUUACGCCUUUGCUGCGGUCUUGGUUUGUUGGGUCGGAUGGGGAUACCACCUGUCGUUUGGACACACAUUCUUGCCUUUUCUUGGAAAAAUUGAUGAUGCAUUGGAUCAACAUGAUCUCUUAAAACAAGCAUUUGCUGGGAAGUUUCCUACUGCAACAAUGGUGUAUUUUCAGUUUGUUUUUGCAGCCAUAACUUUGAUAUUGAUAGCUGGGGCUUUGCUUGGGAGAAUGAAUUUUAUUGCAUGGAUGUUGUUUGUACCACUCUGGCUUACAUUUUCUUACACUGUUGGUGCCUAUAGCAUAUGGUGCCCUACUGGAUGGUUGUCCAUGAAGGGACUUAUCGACUACUCGGGCGGAUAUGUCAUUCACCUCUCCUCGGGAGUGGCCGGUUUCACUGCAGCUUUUUGGGUUGGACCAAGGGCGACGAAGGAUAGGGAAAGGUUUCCGCCGAACAACAUUUUAUUGAUGCUUGCAGGGGCAGGGAUACUGUGGAUGGGAUGGACAGGAUUCAACGGCGGAGAUCCAUAUGUUGCAAGCAUUGAUGCAUCACUGGCCGUUCUUAAUACCCAUAUAUGUGCUGCUACAAGCUUGCUAACUUGGCUCCUACUGGACAUUCUUUUCUUUGAAAAACCGUCUGUUAUUGGUGCCACUCAGGGGAUGAUCACUGGUCUAGUUUGCAUUACCCCAGCCGCAGGAGUGGUUCAAGGAUGGGCAGCCAUAAUAAUGGGAGUGAUGUCCGGUUGCAUUCCCUGGUUCACCAUGAUGGUUCUCCACAAGAAAAUCUGGCUACUAAAACAAGUCGAUGACACCAUGGCCGUCUUCCAUACCCACGCUGUGGCUGGCAGCCUCGGUGGCAUCCUUACCGGUUUUUUCGCCAACCCGAAACUCAGCAGGCUAUUCUAUUUGGUUCCUAACUGGGAACGCUAUAUUGGCCUUGCCUAUGGCUUUCAUGAUGGCAGGGUCAAGGCAGGGUUUAAGCAGAUGGGAAUUCAACUUCUAGGAAUUGUGUUUAUUGUUGGACUUAAUGUUGUUGUCACAAGUUUGAUUUGUCUGUUGAUUGGACUUGUUGUUCCAUUAAGAAUGUCCGAAGAGGAGCUCAUUGGCGGUGAUGAUGCUGUACACGGGGAGGAAGCAUAUGCAUUGUGGGGAGACGGCGAAAAAUUUGAGAGAUCUGUUCUUAAUUCAGUGUACGGCGUCGAAGAUCCCAAGAACAAGAAUGGGGACGUUUAA